AUAUGGUAUAAUGACAGUGUGCGUGUACAGGUGUAUAUUCAAAUUGAUUCGGACUUCAAUAUUAUACUCUCUGGCCCGUAUUCUGAAGUCAGGUUUAACUUAGACCAUGGUCCAACUCUGUACUAAAAUUAUGGGAAGCCAAAAGUGUCAAAAAUGUUAUUAAUUUGUAUGUUUCUUAUGUUUACUGUGCUCUUUCCUGAUUCAUCGAUGGUGGAGACAAUCAUCUAUUUAGACUUCCUAGAAAAUUAUGAAUGAUUUGAGAGCCAAAUGAGAUGGAGCUGACGUCGUUGAUUCUUUUCGUGGUGGUUUUCAACCAACAUAUAACAUUUUCUCUUCAGCAAGAGGCAUGCGAAUCACAACUCACUGAAUUCGAAGGAUCAUGCUAUUACUUCGCUCAAGGCAAAACCAAUUUCUCAACGUCUAGGGCAUCAUGUGAGGGUCUUGGGAUGCACCUUGUCUACAUAGAGUCCAGAUCGGAACAAGAAUUCCUGGUGAACACCAUGCAACGGGGUAAUACAUCCUGGAUAGGGUUGUCCAGUUUGGUCUGGCUGGACGGGUCAGGUCUAAGUUAUAGUGACUUCGGACAUGGGGCAUUCGAUGAGGACGGACAUUGCUUCAGGAUGAAAGAAUUUGACGGUAGAUGGUACGAUAGAAGCUGUUCUGCCUCGUAUAGAUUCAUCUGUGAAAAACAGGGCGCAUGUGGUCCGGACAUGCCUGUUUAUCAUGAUGAACAUGCUGGUUCUUGCUACCACUUCUCUCCAAGCGAGUCCACUUUCAGCACCUUGAUGACUCGAUGUGAAGAUCUGGGAAUGCAUCUUGUCUUCAUCGAGUCGCCAGAGGAACAAGAUUUCUUGCGAUCGAUCCACCGUGACGACUUCUGGAUAGGCAUCUCACCAAUAACCUGGUUGAAUGGCUCAACUGCCACCUUCACCAAUAUCCAUUAUGAGUAUACUGAGUUAGCACAUGGAGGACGGUGUUUCCAGGUGGAAUGGAGUUUCGGAUGGGAUGACACUGACUGCUCCAACAUGCACUAUUAUAUUUGCGAGAAAGAUGUAGCAUGUAGUGAAAUGAAUGAAAUAGAGCAAAACGGUUCCUGUUACUUCUUCUCUGACCAUGCUGACUAUAAGAGGGACUUUUUCCAGGCUGACGGUUUCUGUAAGAUCCUUGAGAUGAAUCUGGUGUCAAUUGGAUCACAGGAAGAGCAAGACUUCCUGGUCAGUCAUCUUGAUGAUUACGAAGACUAUUGGAUUGGUUUGCGUGGAAUAUCCUGGCUCGAUGGCACAUCUCUUGUCUAUAAUAACUUUCCGUAUUACGAUUCUGCUUUUGAUGACGACGGUCGCUGCUUCUUUAUGCAUCCAUCAGAUCUGCUGUGGUACGACGAGAGCUGUUCCGCUAGCAGCCAUUACGCAUGUGAAAAGGAAAUCGGGGAAACCUCUACUGACGGAGAGCCAGUACAGACUUCUGAUUCGCCACCCAGCAAAGGCCACGGGAGAUCAAUGUCCAUCAAACUUGUUGCUGAUGAUUCUAUUCUCAAGAAACCUCAUGUGCUUGCUUCACACCGUGUAUCAUCAGUGAGUAGAUGCGCUAUACAAUGCCUUGCCGAAGAGAGUUGUUCCUGCUUCACCUUCAUCGAACAAGAGAGGGCGUGCUUACUUGCUGUUGCUUGCGAUACUGGCGACGGGGUGAACUAUGAGCCGAUGCAAGGGGCUCGAACAUAUUCGAAAGUGUAGAUUUAAGUGACUAAUGAUAUAAGCAAGAUUCAAUUUUAAGAAGUACAAGUCGAACUAGAUCAAGUAUGAAGUCAUAUUAUUUCUUAAGUGGGCAACGAAUAAGAAUGCAUGCUGCAACCUUCGUAGAACACACUAAAUGAUCUAUGAUGUACAUUAAUUAUAAGACGUAUCGAAUUUUCAUCUUUAGUCGGUGUAAAGAUCCUUAGUCUAGCGAAAUGCCUCAAUAAUCACUAUGACUGUCUUGUAUUCCAACAACCAACAGUGACACUCCAUUUUUUAAUAACUCAAAUCCGUAAGAAGUCCUAACAUGAACCAAUAUCAUUUCCCCUUCGGUAUAUUCGGCUUCUUUUCCAAAGUAACGUUUGAGAGAAAUAAAAUCAAGCGAUGAAUGAAUUCAAAGCUAAUAUCCAUUAUUUGUAUUGUUCAAAUUGUCAUGCUUAAUCUAGCCCAAUAGAGUUACAUUAUAAUCAAUCGCUGGCACUUAGUACUUUGUUCAAUUUAUGUAUUUGAAUGUUUGAAUACCGUUGAAAUAAUCGCUUUAAUUUUGCAAUGUUUAUUAUUGCUGUAUUCGCAAUUCGCAUUGUUGACACAUGUCAUUUUGAAUGUUUUCUUUCUGUAAAUAUUAUCUGUUAUUGCAUGCUCGUGUAUAGGGGUUCCAUGGGAGAUCAAAUAUUGUUGAAUGGGCUACCCUUUAUUUGAAGAGUUUAGUUGCAAAAGCGGUUAGGUCCACUUUGGACCAUUCCGAGAAAAACCAUGUUUUUAUUCUCACUUAUUGCAAUAUUCUUAUGAGAAACUAAAUUAUCAUGAUGUACUACCCUAUCAUGUGUACAUAAAAUUGGGUAUCAAGGAAAUCUUCCUGUCUUCAAUUUUUGUCUAUAUAUUUUUUUUUAAUUAUCAUUGUGGACCUAACCCCUUUUGCAACUAAACUGAAAUGAAUCCAAUCUCUUUUUAUUAAAAAAGUGAUUUUUCUUUGCCACUUUCA
Lytechinus pictus (painted urchin) is the source of this 2712-nucleotide messenger RNA. Its product is annotated as macrophage mannose receptor 1-like. Lineage: Eukaryota; Metazoa; Echinodermata; Echinoidea; Temnopleuroida; Toxopneustidae. The coding region runs from base 273 to 1730 and encodes 485 amino acids. Gene Ontology annotation, cellular component: external side of plasma membrane. Gene Ontology annotation, molecular function: carbohydrate binding. Gene Ontology annotation, biological process: biological process involved in interspecies interaction between organisms. The record is from RefSeq and is a predicted model, not a curated record. The transcript is spliced from 7 exons.